AUGGGGCGGCAGUGGGGGCAUGCCAUGAGGGCGGCCGAGCAGGCAGGCUGCGUGGUGAGCGCCUCUCGGGCUGGUCAGCCCGAGGAGGGCUCGUGGAGCUGCAGCGGGGUGAUCCUGAGCCGUAGCCCGGGCCUAGUUCUGUGCCAUGGGGGCAUCUUCACCCCCUUCCUGCGGGCUGGCAGCGAGGCCCUGACCGCUGCCAGCGCCGCCUUCCUGCCCGGCGACAGUUGCGGAGAUGACCUGCGUCUGUACGUGCAGUGGGGCCCAACUGCCGCGAGUCCGGCAGGCCAAGCGGAGCGGGACCGUCUGGGCUUGAGCACGCCCCAGUGCUCGGGCCCCGAGCCCGGCCCAACCGCCCGGUCCCGCGGGCGGCCCCUGCAGCCCCCGCGCCCUGCUGAGCUGCUGCUGCUGCUAAGCUGCCCGACCUUCCGGGACCACUUCGCGCGCCUCUUCAGAGGGGAGGCGGCCGAGCAGUGGCGCUUCGCGAGUGGGGCGCCAGACGACCUGUCAGAGGACGACGAGGAGGAUCAGCUGAGAGCGCUGGGCUGGUUCGCGCUGCUGCGUGUGCGGCCUGGCUCGGCGGCGGCCAAGGAGGACGCGGAAGAGCGCGGGGAGGCCUUGGCAGUAGCGCCUCUUGGGGCCAUCCCCAAGGGCGCGCCGCUCUUGGCCUGCGGCUCCCCGUUCGGUGCUUUCUGCCCCGACAUCUUUCUCAACACGCUGAGCCGUGGCGUGCUCAGCAACACUGCCGGUCCGCUGCUACUCACAGACGCGCGCUGCCUGCCGGGCACAGAGGGAGGCGGUGUGUUUGCGGCGCGGCCCGCGGGCGCGCUGGUGGCGCUGGUGGCGGCGCCGCUCUGCUGGAAGGCACGUGAGUGGGUGGGCCUCACGCUGCUCUGUGCCGCUGCCCCUCUCCUCCGCGCUGCCCGCGCAGCGCUCGUCCGCUUGCGCCCGGACUCCGCUGCCCUAGCCACCCAGCUGCCGCUGGAGGUGGGCGCCCCGAGGGGCCUGUCCCUCCUAGACCCCAGGCUACCUUGGGCAGCCGCAGCCGUGCUGGUGGAGUGUGGCACCGUAUGGGGCUCCGGAGUGGCUGUGGCGCCCCACCUUGUGGUGACCUGCAGGCAUGUGGCCCCUCGGGAGGCCGCCAGGGUCCUGGUGCGCUCCACCAUCCCCAAGAGUGCUGCCGUCUGGGGGCGUGUGGUGUUUGCUACUCGAGAGAUGUCCCCCUAUGACAUAGCAGUAGUGCACCUGGAGAAGGAGUUGGCUGGCGUUCCCCUACCUGUGCCUGCUGAACACUUCCAUGAAGGUGAGGCCGUCAGCGUGGUAGGCUUUGGUGUAUUCGGCCAGGCUUGUGGACCCUCAGUGACCUCGGGCAUCCUGUCAGCUGUGGUGCAUGUGGACAGCACACCAGUGAUGCUGCAGACCACCUGUGCCGUGCACGGCGGCUCCAGUGGGGGACCUCUCUUCUCCACCCGCACAGGGAACCUCCUAGGCAUUGUUGCCAGCAACACCCGGGACAAUAAUACGGGGGCCACCUACCCCCACCUGAACUUCAGCAUCCCCAUCACGGUGCUCCAGCCGGCCUUGCAGAGGUACCGGGAGACUGGUGGUCUGUGUGGUCUCCGCCAGCUGGACCAUGCAGCUGAGCCAGUCCGGGUGGUGUGGCGGCUGCAGCGGCCCCUGGCAGAGGCCCCGCGAAGCAAACUGUGA
Chrysochloris asiatica (Cape golden mole) is the source of this 1707-nucleotide messenger RNA. It is a transcript of the gene TYSND1, whose product is annotated as trypsin domain containing 1. NCBI's taxonomy places the organism in Eukaryota, Metazoa, Chordata, Mammalia, Afrosoricida, Chrysochloridae. The coding region runs from base 1 to 1707 and encodes 568 amino acids. Gene Ontology annotation, biological process: protein processing; regulation of fatty acid beta-oxidation. Gene Ontology annotation, cellular component: peroxisome. Gene Ontology annotation, molecular function: serine-type endopeptidase activity. The transcript has 4 exons. The record is from RefSeq and is a predicted model, not a curated record.